Molecule: messenger RNA, 1253 nt
Organism: Haliotis rufescens (red abalone)
Lineage: Eukaryota; Metazoa; Mollusca; Gastropoda; Lepetellida; Haliotidae
Exons: 3
Coding region: 207-599 (130 amino acids)
Source: RefSeq, a predicted model, not a curated record
UUGCGCCAAAACGCAGCCUAAAGGCGGAAGCGGUAGCGAGAACGGAUUUUACGACUCCAUACUAACUUUCUGUUUGUUCAAGCGAUAUGUACUGGUAUUAGCUGUACGAUGUUACGAUUAAUUUAAUAUUUAAUCUGUUGGUAUAUGAUUAGGAUGACGUCAUAGGCCUAAAAUGGACAGCAAUAAAGGAUCAAGUGUUGACCCAGAUGAAAUUGAAACUUCUUUUGAUGGGGACAACACUACAGGUGCUAGACAAAGGGGUAGCACGGAGUACCCCAGCCUGCCAACCUCAGAUCUGGAAAAUGACGCUGUGCCCUUCUCGCCAGAAGUCAGCCCAUUUGAGGGAGCCACAGCGCCACCAUUACGUGAUCUACCUGCUGAGUCAUCCAGAACAUAUCAGAGACACGCAACAGGAAAUGGUGCUCAUCAUGGCCACGGACAUACCAGUGCUCCUUCCCAUGGAGAUAGCCGGUGUGCAGCUCAGCAUCCUGGUCCACAACAAAGAGAAACAUAUCAACCAGCCCCACAACAAGAAGGUGCCUGUGCUAGACCCCCAUCAACAACACCAGUUCAAGAAGAAACUAGGAAAGGGGACAUAGCUGUGCCUGACCCAUCAAGAGGGACUGUGACAUAUGAUGCAGUGAUUAUCUCCCAUGAGGACGAUGCCGAGAAAGUCAACGAACUCAAGAGACACUUGAACAGUCUUAUGUUGUUUGACGAAAAGUUGGCCUCUGUCGCCAUCGAAGAUGAUGGACCUGACAGAGGGAAAGGAGAAGUCUCCUACUUCGAGGAUUGGCUGAAGAAAGCGCAAAUAAUGUUUUUUUUUAUGACCCAAAGAUUUUGUGAAGAACGUUUUUGUUGCUUCAAAAAGGAUGUUGCAUUAUCAGAAUCGUUUUUUUAUGAAGGUAGUAAAAAGGAAUUUGUGAUUCCUAUUUUCUUGAGCAAAAAACAUAAACUCCGGUUCUUAACGCCCUCAAUACGAGCAAUAAAGGGUAUUGAGUAUCUUGAUUGCAAUUGGACUGACAGUGUGGCUGAAAGAUUCAAACAGAAUUUGAACAGUGCUCGUCGUAAGAGACAAGAAGAUUCAGUUGAUGAAAAAAUGUCAAAUUUGACAAUUAAUUAGACACUACAGUAAUAAGCAGAGCUCCAGAUAAGCUUUUGGUGUUGUGGGUAUUUUACCCAUGCAUUUUAAAAUCAUUGGGUAUCAGUAAUUCUAUCUGGGUAUUCAAAUUUCUGUUACCCACUAGUUUUUA